Molecule: messenger RNA, 1414 nt
Organism: Bolinopsis microptera
Lineage: Eukaryota; Metazoa; Ctenophora; Tentaculata; Lobata; Bolinopsidae
Product: calcium-binding protein P-like
Exons: 5
Coding region: 3-656 (217 amino acids)
Cellular component (GO): membrane
Source: RefSeq, a predicted model, not a curated record
UAAUGGAUGCACCACCACCAUACGCUGAGAUAAUGGGACCAACCCCUCCCCAGGGUGAUUAUCCUCCUCAAGAACAAACUGCUUACCCUCCCCAGGGACCACCCCCUCCCCAGGGUGAUUAUCCUCCUCAAGAACAAUCUGCUUACCCUCCUCCUCAACAGGCGUUCCCUCCAGCUCCAGGUCAGCCCGGUUAUCCUCUUCAACAAUAUCCUCAGGCUCAAGUUCAACCACAUGCUGCAGUUGUGGCGUUCCCUCCAGCUACAGGUCAGCCCGGUUAUCCUCUUCAACAAUAUCCUCAGGCUCAAGCUCAACCACAAGUUGCUGUGGGACAAAAAAGAGGGACAAAAAGAGGGACAAAAAGAGGGACAAAAAAGGGACAAAAAAGAAACCAACCACCACAAACAAACCUAGUUUUAGCCUGGAUAUCGUUUUGGCUUAUAUUACCCUGUUGGUGCAUUGGAAUUGUUGCUGUGGUGAAAGCUACAAAGGCAGAAGAGUGUAAUGAACGAGGAGAUUUCGAAGGAGGAAAAAUAGCUGGAGAGGCGGCUAAGAAAUGGGCUAUAGGAACGAUCAUCACAGAAGUAGUCGUGGGAAUCGUCAUCUUUUUUCUAGUAUUGGUACUAAGGGUAGUGAUUGGGACUAAUGGUAGUAAUUAGUAGUAGUAAGUAGUAGUAAACCCGCGAUGGGGUGGUAUGUGCCUCAAUAGGAUAUUACAAACAUUUAUAAUAUCAAUUUAUCAUUAAAUAAUUCAACAAUAUCAAUAACUUAUGGUUGAUCCUUAACACUUAGUAAAUAUAAAAAUAAAAUUAAUCUACACUAAAGAAUAAAUAAUCUAUAUUAUAAUUAUAUAAAUCAACUAUAUCAUGUAUAUUAUCUCCCCACUAAACUCUUGUCAUGUUUAUUUAAUAAAAAAUCAUAAUAAAAAUAUUCUCAUACUAUCAAAGUGGUAGAAAUCCAAGUAUUUUUAUUACGCGGUGCGCAAGGAAUUUCGUUUAAAAAAUGUGUAGGUAAGAUAAGCCUAAGUGUGGCAGUGAAAGUUGAAAAAUAAACUACAGAUACUUGAAAAAUAUACUACAGAUACUUGAAAAAUAUACUACAGAUACUUGAUGGUGCUACUCCUAUAUAAACCUUGUGCAUCAAAGUUAGUAGAAAGCUUUUAGCAAUGAGGUCCUAUUUUUUAAAGAUAGAUUUUGUGUGAGAUGGCAGUUUACGUUUUUCUUUGUCGUGAAAAUAGUUAUGAUAUUCUGAAUUAGUAGCGCGAAUAGCUUUCUUUUGAGCAGAGAAUAAAGACUGAAUGGAAUUUAAAGAUUUAAUACCCCAAACAGUAGCGCAAUAAUACAGGUGAGAUUGAAUCAAGCUAUUGUAAUUAUAUGUAUAGCAUUUUUUGAGCUUUAUUCGGAAUGGAACUUUUAAG